Molecule: messenger RNA, 1143 nt
Organism: Melampsora larici-populina 98AG31
Lineage: Eukaryota; Fungi; Basidiomycota; Pucciniomycetes; Pucciniales; Melampsoraceae
Exons: 2
Coding region: 1-1143 (380 amino acids)
Biological process (GO): nuclear envelope organization
Cellular component (GO): nuclear envelope; meiotic nuclear membrane microtubule tethering complex
Molecular function (GO): protein-membrane adaptor activity
Source: RefSeq, a predicted model, not a curated record
AUGUCAACUUCGGAAAUGCGUCACAAAAUGCCGCCGCCCGAGAAGGGCAAUCCCCACAGUUUUGGUCGUAGGGCCGGGUUCCGAGUGAGAGCAGCUGUUGAUCAACUUUCGCGACAUGCCCCCGCGAUGCAUGUUCUCUUAUUAAUACUCCUGUCCAUAACAACAUGUGGGCGGACACACUUUCUUGAACAACGGUUAAAAAAAGUCGAGGGGGACCUCUUCGACAUGCGAGUACAGCUGGUUCAACCUUGCACCAGCCUCUCGGCUUCAUGGGAGGGUCUCAAAUACAAGCAACGAGGCACAUUCAAUGAUCCAGACGCGGUAAACAUAGCAGAGAGUCUCCAUCCCUCUAUCAUCUCGCCAGCAUUUGUGAAGAAAAAUCUUCAUCACGUAGAUGAAGGAGCUGCAGAUACCAGGUUCGAAGACGUACACGCGGGAACGGAUGGUGUUCAGGUUUGGCCGGAAGAUCUCAUAGGCGAUGUCGAGAAAGGACUCCAAACAACCACGCAAGAAGAUCCUAACCAAGUGCAAACCGGGUUACGAACAAGCUAUAUGGCGCGAGAAGCUUUCAAACAGUGUAUCAAGGAUCGGGACGGUCCCAGAGAUUUUGCUUUUAUGCACACCGGCGGCUACGUGAUUCAAUCCUUGACUUCAAAGUCUUAUAUUGCCUCUAAGAGUUGGCGAAGGCAUCUGCCUUGGUCGAAAACGUCACGCUCAUCCAAGUACACGAACACGAAGACACCCGGAACUGCACUGAGUGGCGAUGGUUCAGCUGGAAACUGUUGGGCUUUCGUUGGAUCAGUAGGGCAGCUUGGGAUAGGGCUCAGUAGUACCAUUGAUAUUACAGCCUUGUCGAUUGAGCACAUUGGAGCGCAAUUAGCACAGAAUGACAUCACAUCUGCACCUAGAGAGUUCGAACUUUGGGGGGUGAGUGAUGACGGGGAUGCAGUAGCCAGCACGACUCCGUUGUUCCAAGGGGUAUACAAUAUCUCCAGCCCCAGUUCAACCUUACAAACAUUCGAACUCAACAAAUCACAUAAGUUCGCCUACAGCAAGGUGCUGUUUAGAGUCACCUCAAACCAUGGGAACCCGGGGUUUACUUGCAUUUAUCGGGUGAGGAUACACGGCCAGUCAAUUUUGUGA